Messenger RNA from Penicillium canescens, 2391 nucleotides. Its product is annotated as DEAD/DEAH box helicase family protein. Gene Ontology annotation, biological process: regulatory ncRNA-mediated heterochromatin formation. Gene Ontology annotation, cellular component: nuclear RNA-directed RNA polymerase complex. The record is from RefSeq and is a predicted model, not a curated record. The transcript is spliced from 2 exons. Gene Ontology annotation, molecular function: helicase activity. Bases 1 to 2391 code for a protein of 796 amino acids. NCBI's taxonomy places the organism in Eukaryota, Fungi, Ascomycota, Eurotiomycetes, Eurotiales, Aspergillaceae.
AUGCUUAUUUUCCUCGAGGUCACUGUGAAGAAUGCUUCCAAGGAGCGAGCGCACCAGAACAAGAGUAGUCUUGUUUCUGAUAGGCUUCCACCUAGUAUUACGGUCAAGCUUGCGGCAUGCCUACAACAAGAACUGAUCCUCUUGUGCCGGCUUUACAGCAAGAGGCUCACCGGUAUUCUGGUCGACUUCCAUGGCUUGAUCCCUGCCACGUUCGCCCCUAUCCUGGAAAACCUUCAGCGAAUCCAACUCGAAGGAGAGUUGGCAUUCCAAAAAUGGAUCUUGCCAGGCCGUAAGGAUGAUGAAGAUGGUCACAGCAUACCCCCACCGGCAUACGCGCGCAAACCAGGAUUUAUCUUUCCCCUGACUUCGAUAACAAUUGUUGGAGCCGAAAAGGUUGCACUGGACCCGAGUACCCCUGAGUCUAUUGACCUCUUGAAGCUGCAAACUCAAACUGGCCUCGACCAUGGCCAGUGUCAGGGACUUAUCGCUGCUCUCACUCGAGAGUAUGCCCUCAUCCAAGGUCCGCCGGGCACCGGAAAGUCCUAUUUGGGUGUUAAGCUUGUUCAAGCUCUUCUUGAAAUCAAGGAAAAGGCGAAGCUAGGCCCGAUUAUUGCGAUUUGCUAUACCAACCAUGCCUUGGACCAAUUCUUCAAGCAUCUUCUUGAUGUUGGUAUCCAGAUUAUCAUACGCAUUGGCGGCCGCAGUCAGGCCACUGAGCUUGAAGGCAAGAACCUUCGCGUUGUCAGCAAAGACAUUGGGAAGACGAGGGUAGAGUCGCAAACCCUCGGCAUGUCCUACGGGGGACUUGAGGAUUGUAUGAAAAAAGCUGGAUAUGCAAUGAAACCUCUACACCAGUCUCAGAAAGGCCUGUCUUGGGCCGCGAUGGAGCAUUUCUUGCGCCGCAAAUGGCCCAUUAUACAUGAACAGCUGGAGCGACCCGACCUGGACGGAUUCACAACUGUCCCUAAUGAUAAGUUACUCAAUUGGAUUGGAGCCAAAUCGAUGAAAUUCCAGAGAGACCAGAACGAGAGUGAAGUUGACGAUGUCCGCUUGGAAGGUCUCACACGCGCGGCCAAGGAAAAUAUUCACAGUCUGUCGAUUCCGGAACGCCGGAUCCUUGCAAUGAGCUUGUUUAAACAAUGGCAGGACACCGGAACAGCCUCACUUUUCGAGGCUCUUGAUCGCGCUGCAAAUCUUCGCGAGGACAUCAAUGCAGUCCAUGAAGAGGUCAAUCGCCGAGCCCUGAUUCAAGCAGAUGUGGUAGGAAUCACGACAACAGCCCUUGCGCGCCAUAUCGAGACACUGCGCCGCACAGGAACAAAGGACAUUAUAUGCGAGGAAGCAGCUGAGGUGAUGGAAGCCCACGUCAUGUCAGCCCUCAUGCCAGGCGUUGAGCACUUUAUUCAGAUUGGAGAUCACCGACAGCUGCGGCCACAGAUUCAAAAUCAUACACUCAGUCUUGAAACAUCUACAGGGAAGUCAUGGCAGCUUGACAGAAGCCAGUUUGAGAGACGCGCUGUCGGUGAGCCAGGCCUUAAGCCUGCCCCUGUUGCGCAGCUCAAUGUACAGCGAAGAAUGAGACCUGAGAUCUCGCAGCUUAUCAGGAGUAUCUACCCAAAACUCGAGGAUCAUGAAAGCGUGACGACUCUACCCAAUGUUAUUGGAAUGCGGAACAACCUCUUUUGGCUGGACCAUCGACGCGGUGAAGACUCUGAAGAUGACGGCAGCCGCAUGAAGUCUCAUAGCAAUCAGUGGGAGGUCGAUAUGGCUACUGCACUAGUUCGGCAUCUUGUUCGGCAGGGAGAGUGCAAGAGCGCAGAUAUUGCUCUCUUGACGCCUUAUACCGGGCAGCUGCGGAAGCUCAGGACAUCGCUCAGCAAUGAUUUCGAGAUUUGUCUCAGUGAGCGAGACUUGGAAACCUUGGCCGCGGAUGGGUUCGAGAAGGUUGAAGAUGAGAAUCCCGAGCCAUGUGGUCACAAGGCAAUCGAGAAGGAAACGUUGCUCCAGACGCUCCGCCUUGCUACUGUCGACAACUUCCAAGGCGAGGAGGCAAAGGUGAUCGUUGUCUCCCUAGUUCGCAGCAACUCAAAGCGCAAGGUUGGCUUCCUACGCACCGAAAACCGCAUCAACGUGCUCCUCAGUCGAGCUCAGCACGGCAUGUAUCUUAUUGGAAAUGCCGAAACAUACCUCAAUGUCCCCAUGUGGGCCGAUGUCCACUCCCAGCUCUUCCGUGCGAAUGCAGUCGGCGCAGAGUUGGCUCUCUGUUGUCCUCGCCACCCAGACACGCCUAUUCUCUGUUAUGAGCCUCACGACUUUGAGAGGAAGAGCCCUGAAGGUGGGUGCAGUCUCCCAUGCACCCGUCGACUCGAGCCAUGUGGUCAUCUAUGCUAG